AUGUUGACUAGAACGUUUAUACGAUCAUCACGACUUGUAUCGUUGGCUGAUGGUAGGAUACAGGCGAUCAGGAGAAUACGAACUGCGACAAAACAGAAGUUCGGUGCAAACAAUAGAGCACGACGAGUUUUGCUAGGAGCUACAACCAUCGGCGCAACAGGUGUCGCAUUAAUACCUUUUUUGAGCAAGAAGUUAGAAAGAAACAAUGUCGCUGAAGAAGCAUCAAAACUGGAGCAUUUCAAAAGAGAAGCAGAUACAUUAUACAGUGUUUACUUGAUCGAAAAUGCAUACAACGUCUUAAGGAGAUUUUCAUCAAGCAAUGAUCCACAAAUGUUAUGGAGACUGGCUCGCGUAUUGUGUGAAAAAGCUAAAAUGUCCAAGGACAAAGAUGAUAGAAAGCGGUUCAUGUAUGACGCUUUGAAAAUGGCUGAAAAGGCAGUUGAUAAUGAAGGUGAAGAACCUUGUUGGGAGGCUCAUAAAUGGUACGCCAUUGUACUGAGUUAUGUAUCAGAGUAUGAAGGUAUUAGAGAACAGAUUCGGCAGUCCCUCGAAAUUCGCAAGCACCUUGAAAAGGCACUUGAUGUAAAUUCUACUGAUGCAACCACUUGGCAUGCACUUGGCGUAUGGUACUUUACAUAUGCGGAUCUGUCGUCAUGGAAAGCUGCAAUAGUUAAGGCAUUGUUCGGAUCAGCCCCACCAGCGACAUACGGUGACGCUUUGAGAUGCUUCCAGAAAGCUGAGUUUAUCAAGCCAAAUUUUGAUUCUUCGAAUUUGUGGUACUUGGCAGAAGUAAAAACCAGACUUGGUCAAAAAGAAGAAGCUUUCGAACUUUAUAAAGCUGCAUUCAAAAUGCCAGUUAUUACCAUGGAUGACGGUGAUACUCAUGAUAAGGCCUACGAAAAAUUACGAAAGCUUGGCGUAAAGGAUUUCACGGAACUUUGA
This is a messenger RNA of Cercopithifilaria johnstoni, 942 nucleotides long. NCBI's taxonomy places the organism in Eukaryota, Metazoa, Nematoda, Chromadorea, Rhabditida, Onchocercidae. The record is from the annotation of a GenBank genome assembly.